AGCUUUACUAUAUAAUAUAUUGAUAUUUGCUAAAAUAACAAGUUAUCAGAUCUCUAGGACUUUGACCUUUGCUGUCUUAUCGAUAUUUAAAUGUGACUGAAAACAAUCAGAAGAUCAUUGGCACAAUGUUCUCGGAGCCUAUUGCCGUUGGGCGGCUCUCGCCGCCGACGUUGCGUAUUUUUCGUAUAUAAAACUUGCUGAAUUGUGCCCUGUGGCAAAUGCAAUGAACUAAUCAAAGCUUUCCAUGUUGACAAAACAUGGCGGUCUACAUCCUUUUUGGGAGGCGCCUUGUAGAGGACACACAUAAAUAAUUCGAAGAAAAGCAAGUAAUAUGCGAUGCAAGACGCCGCUCACCUGGAUUUGCCACUCCGUCCCCCAUUUUUAGUAGGUAUGCAUUCUGUAUGCAUCGGAAGUGGAAGAUUAAGUGACUGAGACAUGAAGCUGCUCACCAAAAUAAAGAGGGGACUCCUUGAUUGCUACUCUACUAUCACGGCAACUCAAAUCGUGGUUUAACCUUUUGAGACCUUCGGGAAAUAUCUAACCUAUUUAUCAUGGCUGGGAAAGACCAACUCAGUAUUAUCAUAGUCGGGCCAGGACUUGUCGGAUUGGAUACGGCCAGUGUAUUGCGGGAGAAGUGCCAGGUUGCUGUGUAUGAGCGCGACAGCCCUUCAAUCGCGGCCGGAGGUCAGGGAAUCACGAACUUUCCCAAUGCCAUCAAGAUUAUGAACCAAUUAGGCUAUAUGACCCAGAGCGGUCCGGUUCUGUUCCUAGUGAGAGAUUUAGGACUCCAAACAAGCAGGGCAAUAUCAUCUUUGAUGUCUAAAUCCCCUUUAAGGAAAAGUACGGCGCGCCGGCUGUGUGCCACAUGCAGACUGAUUUGAGAGCCGAGCUACUGCGCCUAGCUACGGCUUCGUCUAAGGAUUUGGGUAUCGGUGGCCAGCUUGCUAAGGUGGUACUCGACAACGGUGCCUAAGACUUUGACUUUGAAGCCGGUGAGAUUAUUCUAGACGAUGGUACACAAAAGCCAAGGCCGAUGCCAUCACUGGUAUGUGUUCUGCUCGAAUACUGCAUAAUUGCCUGACAAGACUUCAGUUGCGGAUGGUAUUCAUUCUCGCCUGCGGCCCUUGAUUGCCGGCGCAGACUACCUUCAGCCUAGGAAUGGAUUGACGUGUUCUCGAGUGGCUAUCUCUGCUAACCAAGCCAUCGAGGCUCUUGGGUAUGGGAACUUCAGGACAUGGAGCCCCUCGAUAGAUGGACUGCGGGUUGCGCUAUCCUCGUUGGCGAUGCGGCUCACGCAAUGAUACUGAUGCAAGGCUAAGGUGCCAACAGUAGCAUUGAGGACGCAGAAGCAUUCCGGCUCUUGAUCGAGCCCGGGGUAACUCGCGAUGAUGUCCCUGAAAUCCUUAAGUAGAUAGAGAAGUAUAGACUACCUCGUGCCGCAGCCAUCCUUAAGAAUAGGAGAAAGACGAGCCGCGGGGUCAGCGGGGGAGAGAUGCGGAUUAAUCG
Molecule: messenger RNA, 1506 nt
Organism: Daldinia decipiens
Lineage: Eukaryota; Fungi; Ascomycota; Sordariomycetes; Xylariales; Hypoxylaceae
Exons: 1
Source: RefSeq, a predicted model, not a curated record